CCAGCGGCUCUGCAUUUUUCGGUUGAAUCGGUUGAUACGGUUCCCUUCCAUUUUCUUCUUACUCUCAAGUGUCGCUCAUCCUCUGCGUUUGGAUAUUUGGGGAUUUUUUAUACGAAGGGUAGGAAAAAGAAGCAAUGGCAAGCCAUUUCACUCGGGGGCAGCUAAUCAUUCCGAAUGAAAAUCUGGACUUUCUCCACAAAAAGGGCAUUUUAGAUGGAAAAAUGAAGAGUUCAAAAACAGCUAAAAAGAAAGGAGGAUUAGGGCAUGGAAGUCGUAAAGCUCUCAAUGACAUAACAAACAAAUCGUCCCUUCAUAAUGAAGCAUCUUUGAAGAAAAUGAAUAUACCAAAAGAGGAACUUAAUGUAGCCGAAGAAAUGUUUUUGCAUGAUCACAGAAAGUGCAUCGAGGCACAAAAAAGUGCACUGAAUACUUUUUACCUGGACUUGGUUCUUCCAGGACAAGAUUCUGUAUGUAACGCUGAAUGCCAAGAGUUCAAACAAGCAAAGACUGAUCUUGAUAGUCAACGCUGCUACCCUGAGCCAGUAGAAUUACCCAUAUCCGAAUUUUCUGAUCGGUUAGCAUCUUCAACAGAAUGGACUUCUCCUCCAUGUUCUCCAAUACAUUGGGACUCUCCUUUUGCAUGGAAUUCCGAGGUGGUUGAAUUCACUCUGAAGCCAGAAAUUGAUGUUUGAAUGUUAUGUCUAUUUCAAUCUCAUAGUUGUACUCAAUCUCACAUUACAUGCUAGUGAUUCCUCCGGUUUUUCAUGUGCUUUCUAUUACUGAAUUGUUAAAGAGAAGCUGACAUAAAAAGUACAAUUUUAUUUGACACUUAAAACACUAGGGGAGUAAGGUGGGAACAGGAAACUAGGCUUUGGUGGAUAAAACCCCUCGUCUCAUUACACUGGAACUGCCCAUACCAGAGUACAGCUAAACACUGAAACAUGAUGGAAAAUACAAAAUAUUAUGUACUAGGGCCGAUUUCACGGGGAUCGAUUCCAGAAUCUCAGGACCAGCUCCAAAGGGGCCUUUGUUCACCCUUAGAUUUUUAAAAAUUCAAUUCAUUAUUCUA
Juglans regia (Persian walnut) is the source of this 1069-nucleotide messenger RNA. RefSeq names its product protein PATRONUS 2. The transcript is spliced from 5 exons. NCBI's taxonomy places the organism in Eukaryota, Viridiplantae, Streptophyta, Magnoliopsida, Fagales, Juglandaceae. The coding region runs from base 135 to 692 and encodes 185 amino acids. The record is from RefSeq and is a predicted model, not a curated record. Gene Ontology annotation, biological process: regulation of mitotic cell cycle.